AUGGUCCUAGCCUUUGACCUGGCCUUUGUCGUUCAUCCGUCUCAUUAUCCUAGCCGUGAACCUCCCACCCCACACCUCUCCAAAGCUCAAAACUGCUCCGCCGGCCAAAUGGUCCCGCUUCGGCGCCUUCCGGCGCUGCCGCUAACGCGUGGCUCCACGCGCCGCCGCCUCCUCGCCACCGGGGCCUCACCGCUCCCAUGGCCGGGCCUUCACACCUGGCGCCGGGCCCCUCCCAGCGACCUCCGCUCGUGGGGCCCCAGCGGCCCCUGCGCCCCGAACACGGACGAGGCGGGCGCGCCAGAAGCCGGCGCCGGAGCCGGCCACGGCUCGUCGCUGGCCGAGAUGGGCGCCCUCGUGCUGUCCACCGCCGCCCCCCUCGGCAAGGCGCACCUCACCCACGCCGCCUUCUCCCGGUGGGCGGCAGGCGGGCUCCCCGUGGGCCUUGCGCGGGCCCCCGACCACCCCGCCAGGCCGGAAAAGCCCCUCGCGGUGACUCAGAAGGAGGUCCCCACGCACAAGGCGAUGGGGGUGCCGCUAAACGCGUACAUGCUCCACAACCUGGCGCACGUGGAGCUCAAUGCCAUCGACCUUGCCUGGGAUACUGUGGUGCGGUUCUCGCCGCUCCGGGACACCCUGGGAGAUGGCUUCUUUGCCGAUUUUGCGCGUGUGGCCGACGACGAGAGCCGGCAUUUUCGGUGGUAUUCACAGCGGCUUGCCGAGCUUGGGUUCAGAUAUGGCGAUAUGCCUGUCCACAAUCUUCUGUGGAGGGAGUGUGCAAAAUCCUCAAGUGAUGUUUCUGCACGGAUGGCUGUUAUACCUCUAGUACAGGAAGCUAGAGGCCUUGAUGCUGGACCAAGACUAGUCCAGAAGUUAAUUGGCUUUGCGGAUCAUAGAUCUGCCGACAUUGUGGCAAAAGUAGCAGAGGAAGAGCUUGCACAUGUUUCUGUAGGUUUAUAUUGGUUCCUGAAAGUAUGCGAAAUGAUGGGCCGUGUCCCUGGUGCUGCUUUUAGAGACUUGAUAAAGGAGCAUGAUGUUGUAAUGAGGGGUCCAUUUAAUUACCAAUCUCGUGAUGAAGCUGGUAUACCUCGAGAAUGGUACGAUGAGACGCUUAAACCUGAAGUUGCAAGCAACCUUUCAGAGGUGCAUGAUAGGCUAGCAUGUGUUGUUGAGAUGGAGAGAGAGAAUGCUAGUUUGAAUGGCUAA
This is a messenger RNA of Triticum turgidum subsp. durum (durum wheat), 1203 nucleotides long. Lineage: Eukaryota; Viridiplantae; Streptophyta; Magnoliopsida; Poales; Poaceae. The record is from the annotation of a GenBank genome assembly.